UUAAAAAAAUUUAAAAUACACUUAAGAGUGAUAGGUGGGUGCUAAUUAAGUGGUAACUCUAUCACUACCCCGAAACGAAAUAUAUUCUCUCUCUCGGCUACCUAGAAGUUCGGAUUGAAGCGCCGGCUUUAUCUCCACAAGGCACAAUGGACGUGAGAGUUGGGCUCUUACUUCUUGUAGUGUUGGGUGCUAGUUGGGCUUGUGAUGCUAGACAACUGGUGAGCACUGAGUUGCAUCGUGGGAAUGGAAUUCAGAUAUCAGUUAUGGAGAUCAACUACCAGGAUCAUGAUAUCAAAGUUCAAAGUAUGGAGGAAGAUUUACGGAAUGACAAAGUAUGUACAUUGUGUGAGGAGUUUGCUUCCGAGGCACUGGAUUACUUUGCUGAAAACAAGACCCAGACUGAGAUCCUUGCUAUCCUCCAUGUAGCUUGCUCUCAAGUUGGCUUGUUCAAACGGGAGUGCAUCACUUUGGUGGACUAUUAUGCUCCCCUCUUCUUUUCAGAGGUUUCCACUUUACAACCUGAAGAAUUCUGCCGAAAAGUCAAUCUCUGUCAACAAAUUGCUAUGGUUUCUUCUCAAUUUCAUGAAGACAGCUGUGCGCUUUGCCACCGUGCUGUUUCAGAAAUAGAAGUUAAGUUGAAAGAUCCUGACACACAGCUAGAGAUCGUUGAGUUGCUUUUGAAGGCAUGCAAUUCCAUGGAGAACUAUGCGAAAAAGUGCAAGAAGAUGGUUUUCGAGUAUGGACCUCUAAUCCUAGCCAAUGCAGAGAAAAUGCUGGAAACAACAGACAUAUGCACCACGCUUCAUGCCUGCAAUUCGCCUGCAGCUAGUAGCAAUGAAGCAUCACACUCGACAAAAGUAUCUGUGCUAUCCGAUUCUUAGUUAUGGCAGCAAAUAUCCAACGGAUUGAAAAUGCACAUUCGGACGAUAUGUAUUCUACCAUUCAAUGUGUGUAUGUAUAAUAAUACAACGUCAUGAUCAUGGUGCUUGUGUUGUACAUUAUGUGCUCUAUCCCAAUCUACUGCUUACACGAAAGUUAUUUU
Molecule: messenger RNA, 1042 nt
Organism: Carya illinoinensis
Lineage: Eukaryota; Viridiplantae; Streptophyta; Magnoliopsida; Fagales; Juglandaceae
Product: prosaposin-like
Exons: 6
Coding region: 147-881 (244 amino acids)
Biological process (GO): lipid metabolic process
Source: RefSeq, a predicted model, not a curated record